AUGGUCGGUGGCAAAUCCUCCAAAGCCUCAAUCGAGUCUGCCCGCGAGCGCGAAACCUUCAGAUACGAUACCACCCUCAUUGCCGCUACGCGCAAGAACGACCCUGCCAAUCUCAUCCCUCCGUCCGAGCUACGAGCUUCUUCUGAUGCCUCCCUUACUGCCUUCGCCCAGCUGGGCGCAUUACGCAUGGGAGCCUCUCGCGCCUUGAUUUCUCUCUUCGAUAGCAAGUGCCAAUACGUUGUCGCCGAAGCCACUCCUAAUCUACUUUUGGCCCCAAAUGCGACGCCAGACCCCGAUGCUGGAGAGAAGCUAUGGCUUUGCGGGACCGCUCUCCCUCGCGCCCACGGCUUAUGCGAAUCCGUACUCGUCGCACCCCGCGCCGCAGAACGUAAGGCACCUGCCGACGACGCCCUGCCUGUGUCCGUCAUAUCCGAUCUCGCCAAUGACCCCAGGUCAUCAGAAAAGGCUCAUUACAGGGAGUGGCCGCACCCUCGCUUCUAUGCUGGAGUGCCCAUUAAGUCGCGCAGAGGUGUCAGCAUUGGCGUCUUCUCUGUAUGGUCGGACGAGCCACGACAGGAGCUGGGCGCCAACUCGACUCAGCUUCUGAGGGGUUUGUCAAGAAUGGUGACGGACCACCUGGAUUACAAGCGUACCGUCCAGAGGCAUCAUAGGGCAGUCAGGAUGCUUCGUGGCAUCGGAAGCUUUGUCGAAGGCAAAUCCACCAUGUCAAAGCUAGGGCCUCAAUCUCAACCCCACGAUCAAUCUAUCGAAGGUGCCCUAAACCUGCAUCAGCAGCGGCUCCAGAGAAAGGAAGAGGAAAGCAACGCCCACGAUGACGAAUCUACACCUGACUCCAUCACACCCCCGACUCCAAGCCCGACGCAGUCCCCCUCCCUGUCACAGCACCGAGGCAAUCGUCACCCGUCAUCAUCUUCGGAUCUUUCGGUCGAUAAGACACUGUCAAUGACGGAUAAGACGAGCCAAAACAGCCACGAGGAAGGCGUCACAUACAUCUUCUCCAAGGCCGCGAACAUUAUUCGUGAAAGUAUUGAGGUCGAAGGUGCGCUAUUCCUGGACGCUGCAAUUGGCUCAUUUGCCGGGUUGGCCACCAAAACAACAUCUUCCGGAAGCUUCAGUUCUUCUUCAAGUAGUGAUGAGCGCAAUAGUAGACACCCUUCAAGACAGGCCAGCCUUACCAAUGUGGUGGAUGUUCCUUGCCGUAUACUCGGCCACUCCAACUCAUUGACGUCUAGCAUCGAUCGGCAGAUAACCUCCAGGGAUCAGCGCCACUUUUCAGAGCGUUUCCUCACAAAACUGCUACGUCGAUAUCCUACUGGCCGAGUCUUUGCUUUCGACGAGAAUGGGUCUCUGCAGUCAUCCGACUUUUCGGAGGAGGACGCAGCGACACCGAUUUCACCAGUAGCCGAGGAGGAGCUAUCCUCGGCGCAACUGUCUGAUCGAACCCGCAAACGGAACAAGAAGCUGCUUUCGCGUCAGAACGAAGGGAAAAUGCUCAAGACCCUUUUCUCUGGCGCUCGUAGCGUUGCCCUCGUCCCUCUCUGGGACGCUCAGAAGCAACGGUGGUAUUCGGGCGGUUUUGUGUACACGAAGACCGCUAAUCGCGUUCUUACUAUCGAGGGCGAGCUCAGCUACUUGCGAGCCUUUGGAACUGUCAUCAUGUCAGAAGUCGCAAAGCACAAUGCUCGAAUGGUGGAUAAGGCGAAGUCGGACUUGCUCAGCUCCCUGUCGCACGAGCUUCGCUCGCCUUUACACGGUAUUCUUCUUGGCGCGGAGUUGAUGCAAGACACAAUUCUUGACGCCUUUCAAGGAGACGUACUGCACUCUGUGGAGACGUGCGGAAAGACCCUGCUGGAUACCAUGGAUCAUCUCCUCGACUAUAGCAAGCUUGGGAACUUCCUGAGACCGACGGUUGGGCGACGGAACAGUAAUGCCGGUACGGAGGAUCGGGGGCUUCGCACCUCUGACAAAAACCACACUAUAGAAGCUGGCAUGAUGUCUCUCAGCCGCAACGUAAACAUCGACGUGCUCGCUGAGGAGGUCAUCGAGAGUGUUUGCGCUGGCUUCAGCUUCCAACGUCUCGCCGUUUCCCGACUGACUGGGAACCGACCAUCAGAACAUGCCGAUAUCGACGCUCUGCAUAGGCUAGACAGCAUGCAAGCUCUCGAGAACAUGUCUUCAGAGAGCAAUAAAGGAGGCGACUCUCAGAUUCUGGUCGGUGAAGUGUCAGUGACGUACGAUGUGAAUCCAGCCGCCUCCUGGCGCUUUAACACCCAGCCCGGUGCUCUCAGGAGGAUCAUCCUGAACAUUCUCGGAAAUUCACUCAAAUACACCACUCGGGGCUUUAUUAAUGUUAACGUUCUCCAAGUGGAGUCUUCGAUACCAGGGUCACGAGAAAUCCAUAUUGUGGUCGUUGACUCUGGGAAAGGCAUGUCCGAAGAUUACUUACGCUAUCAUCUGUAUGCUCCCUUUCAUCAAGAAGACACCCUUUCGGCAGGCACGGGUGUCGGUUUAAGUCUCGUGAAGGAGGUGGUUACUCGCUUGGGAGGGUCGAUCCAGGUACAGAGCAAGGUCAAUCGAGGCACCAAAGUUACUGUCAAGUUGCCGCUGCAGCAGGCCUCACCGCCAUCGCCCAAGACAAGCAUCCCGAAAACGGUAAACUUCGACAAAUUCCGCGCCCAAGUGAGCGAAUUGAAAGGGCUACGAGUGCGUCUUCUUGGAUUUCCAACCGGAAUCGGCACCAAGAUUGAGGACGAGCUUUCGGCAAACGUGUCAAGUGAACACGCCCUACUCGAAGGAUUGUGUCACGAGUGGCUGCAGAUGCACGUCAUCGGCGAGUCUUCUCUUGAUAAACUGCUUCCCGAUCUUAUUCUGGCUACGGAGCGAAAUCUUGACCGUCUACUUUACGAGCGGAGACACCAUGGCGUAUCCACCCCCGUUGUCGUCGUAUGUCGCAAUGCAUUGAUUGCGAGACAAUUGGCGACCUCUCCUCGGUUCACAGGCCGGCGAGUCGUGUUCGAAUUCGUAUCUCAGCCCAUUGGGCCGAGGAAGCUUGCUCGCAUUUUGCUGCUGAGCUUCAGGAGAUGGACAAAACUGCAAGCCUCCGUCAUCAGGACUCCUACGGUGUUAUCGUUGGCCAGUGCCGAACCAGGACAUCUUGAUGGGUCAUCUAGGCUAGACUCGCUGGGCGUUCGAUCAACAUCAGCAAUGAGCACGGAGGCCGCUCCCGACAAGACGGAAUACUUCGGAGCUGCAGACAUAGCAGCAACAGAUUCAACGGAUACGAUAAGACAGGCAGAAACUGAGGAGGACAGAACCAUGACGUUGCCAGAGCGUCCAGGUCCCAGGUCAUCGACGCCGACACCUGGCAACCCGGAACCCAGUCAGUCACCUAACGAGAGUGAUGGCGAUCCAGACUUGUUCCUUCUCGUCGACGACAACGCGAUCAAUUUGAGGAUCCUGUCCGAGUAUAUGAAGAAAUUGGGUCACAAGUACACGACAGCAAUGGAUGGGAAACAGGCCGUCGAAGCUUUCAGGAAGGGCGAAGGGCGAUACAAGUGCAUAUUCAUGGACAUAUCUAUGCCCGUUAUGGACGGCUUUGAAGCUACUCGUGAGAUUCGUGUGUUCGAGACGAGGAAGAAUAUGCCGAGGUGCCAAGUGUUUGCUCUAACGGGCUUGGCAUCAGCGAGCGCCCAGGAAGAGGCAUUUGCGAGUGGGAUCGAUUUAUUCCUGACGAAGCCCGUGAAGUUGAAGGAACUAAGCAAGAUCUUACAGACGAGAGAUAUUGCGUGA
This is a messenger RNA of Colletotrichum siamense, 3810 nucleotides long. RefSeq names its product Peroxide stress-activated histidine kinase mak1 (gene mak1-1). The record is from RefSeq and is a predicted model, not a curated record. The transcript is spliced from 4 exons. Lineage: Eukaryota; Fungi; Ascomycota; Sordariomycetes; Glomerellales; Glomerellaceae. Gene Ontology annotation, biological process: phosphorylation; phosphorelay signal transduction system. Gene Ontology annotation, molecular function: phosphorelay sensor kinase activity. Bases 1 to 3810 code for a protein of 1269 amino acids.